Lachancea meyersii CBS 8951 is the source of this 1650-nucleotide messenger RNA. The record is from the annotation of a GenBank genome assembly. NCBI's taxonomy places the organism in Eukaryota, Fungi, Ascomycota, Saccharomycetes, Saccharomycetales, Saccharomycetaceae.
AUGUUUUGGCCCAUUAGGCAUUGCAUCAUCUCAAAGCGAUGCUACCAAAAAACUGGUUAUUUUCAGCCCAAUCGCUUCAAUAAAGAGCUGAUCUUGUCAGUUUUGAAAUCCACUGCAACCAAACGAGAAGCUCAGCAAUAUCUGAAGAAAUAUGGUGAAAGCUCGGUACGCAAUCACUGUUUGCUGAUGGUUCGGGAUCUGCUUUAUCAGAAACCAAAAAAACUUGACCGUUUUGCUGCAACUAUUAAAAAACUACAGAUCCUAGGUGUCAAACCCAUGUUCCUGUUGCAUCCAGAUCAAAAUAUAGAGGACCAGGCAGAAACUCUCGAGAAAUGUCUGAGAAACAAUUCCAUGCAGUCUAUUAUUUUGCCCGAAGCUCUCACUCGUGCUGCUGAUGGGAAACACAGCUGUACCGUGAAAUUUGAUGCACUUCGAGAACUGAUCCCUAUCGUGAAACCACGCAUUUUUGAUGAAGCAACUUGUAUUUCCACCACUGCCACAAAAUUUUUAGAGUUGGCCGAUGAGUUCGUGCAGCACGUUGACUGCAGACUCGAUAAAGUGGUUUUAUUGGGUGACUUGGGCGGUAUCACUUCAGGAGAGCGACACGAUAACGCUCACGUCUUUAUCAAUUUAUCCCAAGAGUACGAUUCGCUAUUUCAGUCUAUGAAACAGAAGCUGGACGCAUCCCGCUCUCAAGCUCGUCAGGAAGCAGAGUUCUCUGCUGAUAAUCUGACCCCGGUUUUUGUUAUAGACCAGUUGCAAGAUAAUAUCCAGCGUCAACAAACGCACUUAGACGAUCUACAAAUCAUGAAUUGCAUACUUUCCAGACUUCCGAUAUCAUCUACAGGUCUCAUCACUGAUUUGAAUGCCGCUUCUAAUCGAGACAAAAACAAUCCACUUUUGUACAAUGUACUGACCGAUCGUUCACAGAUCUCUUCUUCCCUACCGCGGUUCAAAAAGGAAAAGCAGCUAAGCUCUUCAUGGUAUGAAUUACCAAGUAUCGAUGAUACAACUGGGGACCCAAAAGAUGCUGUUUUAAUGACAACAGUCGUCAAAAAAGGUGUGGAUAUAAAAGUAUUCGAUUACAGGACGCUUACGGAAUCAAACACGACUGGCAUGCCUGUAGUCAGCAGCUUCUCGAGCACUUCCUCGAGUAAGGUUGAUCUAAGGAAACUGAAGCAUAUUAUCGACUCAAGUUUCGGGCGCAAGCUAGACUUGAAUCACUACCUCAAUCGAAUCAAUGGCAGAAUUGCUUCCAUUAUAGUGAUCGGUGACUAUGAAGGGGUCGCAAUACUAACUUACGAAGGUCCUGAUAACAGUCCCUUUCCAUAUCUCGACAAAUUUGCUGUUUUACCUCAUUUGAAAGGCUCACUCGGAAUUUCAGACAUUAUCUUCAAUCUCAUGUUUAAGCGGUUCCCGAAUGAGCUUGUGUGGAGAAGUAGGAAGGAUAACGUAGUGAACAAGUGGUACUUUCAGCGCAGUAUUGGGGUUUUAGAUCUAUCUAUAGAUCUAGGAGGAGGGAACGUACAACCAAGUAUCUUCAAGCUGUUUUUCCAUGGCGAAAACAGCGAUAAUCACUUCAACAAUGCACAGCGGUUGAAAACGUACUCCACUUAUAUCCGGGAUAUAAAACCAAGCUGGGAGUCUUGA